UAAUUAAAAUAAAAUAAAUAAAAAAUAAAAAAUAAAAAAUAAAUUAGGCGGCCGCCUAGGCGGCUAGGCGGUCAUUUAGGCGGUCUAGGCGGAAAAAAUAGGAUAUUCGAUUUGGCAUAAAUCGGAGCGGAAGAGUGACACGUAGCGCCUAGGCGGACGCCUAAACGGCUAGGCGGCCGAUUUUUAGAACAGGGGUACUAGCUAACACAUCUUUGAAUGAUCCAGGAGAAUUGUUAGACUCAUAAUUUUUUUUACUGUUUAUAUCAAACCACAAAUGAAAUGUGCUGGUUCAGAUUGUUUUUUGUGUGAUUUUUUCAGUAAAAAAAAGAAAUAAAAAGGACGUCUCAACUAAUUAGAACGGAUGAGACUACAUUCAUAUGAUACGACGCAUUGACGCCAUGCUUUUAAGUUUUAAUACUUAGACCAUCCGCAGCGGCGGAUCUUGUGCGGUUCGUGGGCUCGGGAUCAUAGGCCCGUUGUAUUAAAAUAAAAGAGAAAAUGGGUUUAAACUCGUGAACCGGCUCUUCCGCGUGAGCCCGUAUGAUACGGAUUCAUGACACCCGUCGACGAGGGAGAGGCUACGCGAGCUCGCGUGUUGAGUGAGAAAAAAAGGGUUUCGCGUUGGAUAUCUCAUUUUCCCUUCUCUCUUCGUUACCUAGGGUUUCUCCGUCUCUGAGGCGAUUCUCUAUGCGACUCGAUACCCGUCGAUUUUGUCGAUCAAAUCACCGUCGGAAUCACUCGUAGAAGAUCUGAGGUGAGUCUCCACCACUCCGACGGUUUGAUUCAUUCGAUCUGGGGUCGAGAGGUCGAGAGCUUUCUAGGUUAAGGGAAAUCGAUUUGGGGGUUUCGUCAGGGUUACAAAUCGAAAAGGGGGUUUUGAUUUCUUGGUUAAAAUCGACAUGGUUGUUCGUUUUAGGGUUCAUUUAUCUAGGAUUUUAAUUCGAUUUGGGGGUUUCGUAUUAGGGUUCCAAAUCCAGAAGGGGGAUUCGAUUUCUUGGUUAAAAUCGACAAGCUUGUUCGUUCUAGGGUUCAAUUAACUACGAUUUCAGUUUGAUUUUGGGAUUUCUAGUUAGGGUUAGAAAUCGAUAUUCUGCUUUUGAUAUUCCGAGUCUUGUGUUCUAAUAAUUUUUUUUUUGAUUGUAGAUGGAUCCCGCAACAGAGAUAAGAGAGACUAAGAGAAAAAAGGAGUACAUCAAUAUGCUCGCAAACGUGGCUGAUUCAGAAACAGGGAUUCCGACGAGGUGUCCCUGUGGUGGGAGAAUAAUUCACGAGGUUCGUGGGAAGGACGACUACGACACUCUUCCUGGGAAGAGGUUCUUCACCUGCAAGAACUACGAGGUAAUACACCGCUUGUUCUCCUUAUAUUUUUUGUCAUUUUGUUUCUUUGUUGAUACGAGUAUUAAUCGAGAAUGUGAUUGUUUUUUUUUGUUGUUACCAAGGCUGAUGGGUUGCAUUAUCGUCAGCCUUGGGUCAUUGGCGUGGAGGAGCAUAUCGAACGCCUCACUAGGCGUGUGGAGGAGGUGGAGGUGCUGAUCAAGUUUGUGCCGGAGGUGAAUUAUAAGAUUCGGAGACUCGAGGUAACAUGAGUUCUGGACUUUUGCUUUUUAUUUAGUUAUAAUUUUCUAAAAAUUUUUAACACUUACUAACACUAUCUGAUUGUCAUUUCCUUGUACAGGGAGAGGUUCAAGCCCUCACUCGGGAGGUAGAUAGCCUCAAUGGGCAUUUUUAUAACCUGUCUGUGCAGGUGGCAGACUUGGAGAAGCUCUGCUUCGACUGAGAGAAAAGGUAACGCUGAACCUCCUUAACCACACUUGAAGUAGAACUGAAGUAGGUUGAGUAAUGAAUGUUUUAGGUCGCUAUAGUAGGUUAGAGUAGCAGUUGCGUAAUGAAUGUUUUAUUAUGGUUGAGUUGAGUAAUUAAUAAAUUUUAAUAACUGAUUUGAUGUUUAUUGAAUAGUCUCUGUGAAGUAGUAGUUGUGUAGUUAAGUGUAAUCAAUUUUAGGUGUUUAAUUCUUUGUACUUUCAAACCAAAAAACUAGUUUAAAAACAUAGGAAAUCGACAUCUGAAAAACACAAACCAAAAACUUAAAACUUAAAACUUAAAACCAAAAUGGAUCCUUUUCCCUUAAACUCUCCCGGGUUUGUGAACCUUCUUACUUCUCAGAGCUGUCCCCCAAUAGAUUUAGGACGUUCUGAGGUUCCAAAAGCUCCGGAAAGGCGGAAGUGGAGCACGAAAGAAGACUUGGUGUUGAUCAGUGCUUGGUUGAACACCAGCAAGGAUCCAAUCAUUAGCAAUGAGCAGAAGGUGGCCCAUUUUUGGAAGCGCAUAGAGGAGUAUGUGAACGCAAGCCCUCUGCUCGUUGGCUCCCUCCCUAGGGAGUGGAGUCAAUGUAAGCAGAGGUGGGGAAGGGUAAACGAACAAGUCUGCAAGUUUGUGGGUUGUCAUGAAGCUGCUUUGAAGCAGCAUGCGAGUGGUGAAAAUGAGAAUUAUGUCAUGAAGGUGGCCCAUGACAUCUUUUCUAAUGACUACAAUGCAAAGUUCUCCCUUGAACAUUGUUGGAGGGAGCUCCGUUUUGAUCAAAAAUGGAGAUCACACUCUUCCUCGCGUGAUGGUGCAAAGGAGAAAAGGAAGGAGCCAGUAGAGGAGUUAGCUGGCGAGGAAGAAGUCAGGCCUCCGGGUGUGAAGGCUAGCAAAGCAGCCAAACGGAAGAAGCACGUCAAUGAAGCCGCCUUUGAUCAGAUUGAGAGCAUUUUAGCGGAGAAAAAGAACAUCUCCCGCCAGAAACUCCUUGAUAGGUUACUAGCAAAGAAUUCAGAUACACUUUCUGAUCAAGAAAUGGCUCUAAAAAACAAACUCAUAUCUGAAAUGCUUUAACUUGGUGAGUGGAAUUAAUUUUAUGAGUUUAAUCUUCUUAAAACUUUUUUUAAUUAGUUAAUGAGUUUGUCUUUCUAGAAUUAGUUAAUGACUUUGCCUUGCUUUCUUUUGUCUUGCUUUGUAUAUGCUUUCUUUUGUCUUGCUUUGUAUAUGUUUUAAUAAAGUAAACUGAUAAAGUGUGUAUAUGCUUUUCAUUGCAGGUCACGGGUUCCUGGAGGAGGAUGUGUGUGGACGUGGAUGGUUGUAGGUCUCGCUUGCUUUAUGUAUGAUGGUAAUGUUGUUGCUUGUACUAGUAGGUUAUGUCACGGGAGAGUGUAGUAUUUUGUCAGUUUCUACACUCGGUUUAGGACCUUCGGAUAUUAUGGGUGUAUGUACCCUUCGGAUAUGUAUGAUAGUCACGGGUGUAUGUACCCAAGACUUGUCUUUUCUACUCACGGGUGGUAUGUACCCGAGCUACUUGCUUCAUGUCUCUCAAUAUAUAAAAACUAUGUCUUUAAGUUGUUUCAAGCAUUCUUCUUAUCAGUUUCAUUUGAUAAAACUGUUACCAAUAUCCAUCUUCUUUCUAUUACCACUAGAAUCUUAUUAGGAUCACCACACAUCACAAGAAUCACCACGAGAUUCACCACAACAAUCACCAAUCACCACGCCAAUCACCACGAGAAUCAGCACAACAAUCACCAAUCACCACGAGAAUCACCACGACAAUCACCAAUCACCACGAGAAUCACCACAACGAUCAACACAGCUGGUUGAUUGAUCUCACCAGGAUCACCACACUUGAAUCAUUCAUCUUACCAUCGAGCUCCACACUUGGUUCCAUUCAUCUCAACCUAUACUUUUCAUCAACCAUAGAGGUAAGUAACAAACAAAAUUAUAUGUUUAAUAAUAGAUGAAAAAACUUAAGAAAAAGAGAAUAAUAAGUUUAAAAAUACUUUAAAAAUUAUAAAGAUGAUAUAGAUAUCAUCUUAGACGGAACAAAAAAAUAAUCUUGUCAAAUAUGAAACCCUACUGCAUAAAAAAAUAUUGAUAAGGAUAAAUUAGAAAAAAUUUAAGAAAAAGAGAAUAAUAAGUUUAAAAUUAUUUUAAAAAUUAUAAAGAUGAUAUACAUAUCAUCUUAGACGGAACAAAAAUAAUCUUGUCAAAUAUGAAACCCUAAUGAAGAAAAAAAAUUGAUAAGGAAAAAUUAAAGAAAAUUAAGAAAAAAAGAAUUGUAAGGUUAAAAAUGAUAGACAUACCAUAUAGAAGAGAAAAAAAAUGAAAUUAUAAGUUUAAUGAAAAUAAAAACUGAUUUAUAACUCACUCCCUAUUGCUUUUUGUAGGAAUAAAAAAAUCAAAAAAUAUCAUCAACAAUGUCUUCAUCAUCAAGUGAUGAAGCAGAUGAAGUUUUUGAUGAAUUCGUCGAUGAAGUUGUUGAUAAUUUCAUCGACACAGUAAUUGAUGGUCACCCCAACAAGUCCAAAAGACGGGCUUAUAUCGAAAGAGCUUGGGAACAAGGACACAAUCAGCUGUGGAACGAUUAUUUCAAUGAUAAUCUUACAUACCCACCGGAAAUGUUUAGGAGGCGUUUUCGAAUGAACAAAUCAUUGUUCCUUCGCAUUGUGGAACGUAUAAGUAAUGAAGUUCCAUACUUUCAGCAAAGAAGAGAUGCUGCCGGAAGGAACGGGCUAUCUCCACUUCAAAAGUGUACGGCAGCGAUACGUAUGCUCGCAUAUGGUCAGUCAGGAGAUACAUAUGACGAAUAUCUCCGACUUGGUGACAGUACAACACGUUUAUGUUUGGCAAAUUUCACUGAUGCAAUAAUACUAUUGUUUGGAGAUGAAUAUCUACGAAGCCCUACAGCCGAGGAUCUUCAACGAUUACUCGAUGUUGGAGAGGUACGGGGGUUUCUGGGAAUGAUAGGCAGCAUCGACUGUAUGCAUUGGGAGUGGAAAAACUGCCCAACGGCUUGGAAAGGUCAGUUCACACGGGGUUCAGGAAAGCCGAUAAUUGUCUUAGAAGCCGUGACAUCACAAGAUCUUUGGAUAUGGCACGCAUUUUUCAGCUUACCAGGUACACUCAACGAUAUCAAUGUUCUUGAUCGGUCACCUGUUUUUGAUGACAUCUUACAUGGUCGAGCGCCUAAAGUUAAGUUCAAGGUCAACAACCACACUUAUCGUAUGGCCUACUAUCUUACUGACGGAAUUUAUCCAAACUGGUCAACAUUUAUCCAAUCCAUCCCACUUCCUCAAGGUCCUAAAGCCGAGAAAUUUGCACAAAAGCAAGAAUCCGCAAGAAAAGAUGUCGAACGGGCUUUUGGAGUAUUACAGUCGAGGUUUGCAAUUGUUAAAAACCCAGCUCUACAAAGGGACAAGGAAAAGAUAGGUAAGAUAAUGAGAACUUGUGUCAUAUUGCACAAUAUGAUAGUAGAGAACGAACGACACAGAUACGCUCAAAUAAAUACUUCUGAGUUCGAAUCAAGAGAGUCAAGCAGAAGUUCAAAGGUGACAAGCAGAGAAAGUAUUCAAGCUGGUGAUAUGUUAGGCAUGCGCAGAGAAGUUCGAGAUCAAGAGAAGCAUGCUCGUUUGAAAGCUGAUUUAAUGGAAAAUAUUUGGCAAAAGUUUGGUGAUGAAGAUGAAUAAGCUUUGUAUAUUUUUCAAUUCAAUUUAUAUAAUCUACUCUUUUAAUGUAUUGAAUAAAUAGUUUUCACAAAUUUAAUAAUAUUUUUAAUAUUUUAUUCAUGUAUUCUGAAUAAUUUGAAUUUUAAAAAAAAAAAAAAUAUUAUUAUUUUAGUCUUAUAAACUCUUUCUUCAGGUUCACCAAUGCAGAAAAAGACAAAUACAAGUUUAUAACUAUUCAUGAACCCACAAAAAAAAUAUUAAUAAAAUCAUGUGAACCCCACCAAUGCUCAUGCUCUUAGACAACUCUUUUGUGGUAUUCCAAAAUUUAUCAAUACAGUCGUGCGUAAAAAAAUCUAAACGCUUCCAUUCUCAGGAAAGCUCUCACUUAAUUGCGUUUUAGAACGUGAAAGUUUCCCUCCCAUUCCUCAUAAACACGCACGUGCCGGUCUCUUGUAUGUAGCGAUAUAGAUUAGAUAAGCUCAAAAGCCACGAGCAACGCACGUGCCGUCUGCAACAGCAGCACAUCCUCGUCGAUGAAUCGACCCCAAACCAAGAAUCAGAGCUCCAAGUGAUUUUUUCAAGAAAUGGUGUUGCUUUGGAACGUGGGCAGAUAGUUCCAGAAAUUUACGGACAGCCCUAUCAUCUUACGCGGUGAUGAGUCUAUUGUGGUUCUUACACCGUCAGAUUUUGACAACUGGAUAAUGUCCCACGUGGUUUAAGUUACGGACACGUUAAAGAGUCAACGUAAGUUGUCCCGUCACGUGUUUUUUUUUUGCCAAAGAUUUAUAGUGGAGUAAUGGAGUUUAUUGGUAGAGCACUAAAUGGGCCCAUGUUUGUUGGUUUGGGCCGACGUGGAAUCGCGUCGGCAAUACAGUGAUGAAUUUAUACGACGUCGUUUUGAGUAAUGUGUCAAAACCUCUUGAGCAAAGCCUUGUUCUGUGGCAAGACCGACGAUAUCGCUGUCGUAAAAACUGUUUAAUGAUAAACAAACAUAAAUUACUUCAA
Molecule: messenger RNA, 6476 nt
Organism: Brassica napus (rape)
Lineage: Eukaryota; Viridiplantae; Streptophyta; Magnoliopsida; Brassicales; Brassicaceae
Exons: 2
Coding region: 4224-5492 (422 amino acids)
Source: RefSeq, a predicted model, not a curated record